AUGAGCAGUUUUGUUCGUGGAGGCAUUGUUGGGGAUAAGGCGCUUAUUGAGACUGGGGAUGAGUCUAAUGACAUUGUCUUGACAGAAGAAAAUAGAGCCGACAAGAAGAGGAGCAAGGCGACGAAGGAGAAGAAGAAGGGCGAAAAGAAGAGAGAAAAGAUGAAAGAGAAGGAGACAAGAGACAAGAAAGUAAUUGAUGCUAAAGAGCUGCCAAAAGAAAAGAAGAAGGAAGGCGUGGAAAGUAAACGCCAGAAGGACAGCCAAGACAAGGCAAACCAAUUUUCAGAAGCACGGUCUGAUGUGAAAAAGGCAAAGAAAAUGAAGCUGAAAUAUUACAACAUUGAAACUGAAGGAGAAAAGUCAAAGAAGAAACGGAAACGCGACGCUGCUUGA
Messenger RNA from Malassezia vespertilionis, 393 nucleotides. RefSeq lists its product as uncharacterized. Bases 1 to 393 code for a protein of 130 amino acids. The record is from RefSeq and is a predicted model, not a curated record. The transcript has a single exon. Lineage: Eukaryota; Fungi; Basidiomycota; Malasseziomycetes; Malasseziales; Malasseziaceae.